AUGUGUGAAGCUGUAUCUUCAAGUCUCACAAUUCUAGAUUACAAACCUCAAAUGGGUUUGGAAUUUGAUUCACUAGAUGCUGCAAAAGAUUUCUACAAUGAGUUCGGGCGGAUUACCGGUUUUAGUCUUAGAAUUGAAUAUACUAACACAUGUAAGAAAACAGGAAGGAUCAUUUCUAGGAGGUUUGUAUGUUCAAAAGAAGGGUUUCGACGUGAAGACAAGAGAGAUGAUAAAACUAAAAAUUCACGCCAAGAAACAAGAACUGGUUGCAAGGCGCGUAUGAGUGUUUCAUUCAACAAAAAUAGACAAAACUAUGUGGUUAUUGAUUUUGUUGAGGACCACAAUCACCCACUUCAUAUUCCACAAUGUGUCCAUUUAUUGCCUUCACAAAGAAAAAUUGCAAAAGCUCAAGCAAUUGAAGCUGAUUUGGCAGAGGCAUCCGGGAUUAGAUGGAGAUCGACAUUUGAGCUUGCAUCUCGACAGGCAGGUGGAAGGGAAUGUCUUGGUUUUACACGUCAGGACUUAAAAAAUUAUCUUCGAACUAAAUGUCAGAAGGAAUUGAAGUUUGGGGAAGCUGGAAGUUUGUUAGCAUAUUUUGCAGACAAAUCAAUGAAGGAUUCAUCUUUUCACUUCACUAUGCAGCUAGAUGUUGGAGAACAAAUUACUAACAUCUUUUGGGCUGACCCGAAAAUGAUAAUUGACUAUAGUUUAUUUGGGGAUUUUAUGAGUUUUGACACAACAUAUAGAACCCACAAGGACUAUUGGCCACUAGCGGUGUUUGUAGGGUUUAACAAUUAUAGGAAGACUGUUAUAUUUGGGGCUGCACUUCUAUAUGAUGAAACAAUUGCCUCUUUUGAGUGGUUAUUUAAGAGUUUCUUAGAUGCUAUGCCAGGGAAGCAGCCAAAGACCAUUUUCACUGAUCAAGACCCUGCAAUGGCAAAGGCUAUCUCAACAGUUCUUCCUGAUACGUUCCAUAGAAUAUGCACAUGGCAUAUGAGGCAAAAUGCAAUUAAGCAUUUAGGAAGCAAAUAUAGAGGUGAUGAUGGUGGGAUUGGUGCAGAGCUUACUAAAUUUAUUUACAAUUAUAAAGAUGAGGAAAGUUUCUCCAGUGUUUGGGAAGACAUACUCGAUAAAUUUGAUGUUUGUGAUAGUAGUUGGUUGCCUACUAUAUAUAGGGUUAGAGAAAAAUGGGGAAAACCAUAUGUUAUGGAAGUUUGGUCAGCUUGGGCAGAUACCACGCAAGUUAGCGAAAGCUUCAAUGGUAAACUACGUACUUUCUUACAAUUAGAUUUGGGGAUAUUGUAUUUUUUCAAGCAUUUUGAGAGGAUUAUUGAUGAUAUUACUCAUAUUGAGUUUGAUUGUGAGUAUGCUUCUCGUCAAAAGUUGCCAAAAAUUGGCUUGCCCGUUCCCUUGUUGAUCAAUGCAGGAGAUUUUUAUACAAACCCAAUCUUUGAGAUAUUUAAAGAACAAUUUUUGAAAAGCUUGUCUGCUUUUGCUUGGAAACGAGAUGAAAACAACCUUUCACAUGACUAUAUGGUGAAAGUGCUUGAUGAGCCUAAAGUUCGUGAAGUUAAAGUCAACUUACAAGGCCCAAUGGUGUCAUGUACUUGUCAAUUGUUUGAGAGUUGUGGAAUUUUGUGUGCCCAUGCUUUGAAAGGUCUUGACAUGAUGAACAUCAAGGAUAUACCAUAA
Messenger RNA from Camellia sinensis, 1692 nucleotides. Lineage: Eukaryota; Viridiplantae; Streptophyta; Magnoliopsida; Ericales; Theaceae. The record is from RefSeq and is a predicted model, not a curated record.